AUGGGUCACCGCCUCAGCAAAUUGAAACGAAAGGAUCAACCACAAUGUCGAUUCUGCUCCUCCACGCCUCCACCAUCAUACAAAGAAACCGAAAAACACGAAAAGACCCCACUCGAACAAAACGAAAAGACCCUAGUCGAACGAACCGAAAAGCCUUCCGUCGAUCAAAUCGAAUAUCCGACCGAUUUCGUCUUUACGUUGGAAUCAGACGUAGAUCGUCUUUUCGACUUGGGAAUGCCCAAAAUCCAGCGUGCUGCCGCCGAUCUCGAAUCCGCUCGCCGUAUACUCGUUGCUAUACACCACAAAGAUGUCAGAGCUCUGUAUGAUGCGUUCGCAGAUGCAUCUUUUGUUCAAGACUUGAAAAGCAUUAGUGGUUGUAGGGUUGGUUUCCUCCCGGUAGAUUCCAGUGACAAUCUCGAGCUCAGCGUCCAACUCGAAUAUUCGGACGAGUAUUGCAAACAGCUAGUCUUGACGCGAAAUUGGCCGGAUAAAGUCAGUAAACUUGAUGAAAGCGACUCGGAGGAACCUGGUAGUCCAUGCGCUUCGCGGUCUACUUGUUGUGUUUCAUAG
Molecule: messenger RNA, 570 nt
Organism: Aureobasidium musti
Lineage: Eukaryota; Fungi; Ascomycota; Dothideomycetes; Dothideales; Saccotheciaceae
Source: the annotation of a GenBank genome assembly